Stegodyphus dumicola is the source of this 2127-nucleotide messenger RNA. RefSeq names its product WD repeat-containing protein 47-like. Lineage: Eukaryota; Metazoa; Arthropoda; Arachnida; Araneae; Eresidae. The record is from RefSeq and is a predicted model, not a curated record.
AUGGCCACAGAUACCUUUUGUCUGAAGGAGGAAGAUAUUAUUCGUUUAAUGGAAGCGUAUUUAGACCAAAGAGGUCUUCAUAUGACGCUGGAUGCGUUGGAAAGAGAAACAGGAGUAAUCCAUUUCGAGUACCCGAAAGAAACAUUGACUUUAAGACAAUGUAUCGUGGACGGACGUUGGAGAGAAGCUAUAUCACACCUAAGAUCUUUGCCUAUAAAGGAAGAAGAUCUGAAGUUCAUAAUAUUUGAAAUAAUGAAACAGAAAUAUGUGGAACUCAUCUGUGUUUAUGAAGAGCUGGGUAAUGAAUUAUACGACGAUUUGGGAAAUGCAAUUGCAAUCUGCUUCUCAGAACUCUCUGCUUAUUGUUCAUGCCCUGUAGAGUAUGAAAAUCUUAGGAAACUUGCAUCCUUGACGAAACUUUCACAAGACCCUAAAUUCGAGGACUGGAAUCCUUUCGCAUCAAGGCGGAAAUGUUUUAACACUAUCUACUCGGUUCUAGUAUCAGAAGACAAUCUAUAUCAAUUGGAAAACAAUAGCGAAGAGAACAGACUAUUGGAUUUGUUAGUGAAGGGAGUACUGUAUGAGUCUUGCGAAGAAUAUUGUCAACUGAAAGCCAGUACUAAAUCCGAAUCCGCUACAACAUUCAGAUUCGGUUCCCUUGUCCAGUCUACUCAGACCGUGGGAUCCAACUUGAGCUUAUAUUCCUGGCUGCAGUCUGUCCCAUGGAUUACCAUGACUCACAGUUUCGUACAUCGAUUUCUCAGGGUGGAAGUGGACAAAAUAGAAAGACCUGAAAUGAGAGAAUGCUGGACAGAAAAAAUUUUACAAAGCGCCAAAGAAUUUGCCCCUUACCUGCAAAAUGAAUUACAAAGGCCUGACAGCUCAAGCGAGAACCUAAAAAGCAGGUUUUGGAACAAGAGAAUUAAGGAUAGCAUGAUUGUUGAUGCUUCUGAGAUUCUGAAACGAGCUGAAGAAGUGGUAAAUCGAUGGAAAACGCGACAAACUCAACAUUUAGAAAUUGACAAACGUAUUGGCCACGAUACUAAAAUUUCGAACUUACCUGAAGGGAAAAUCGAUGUCCAUGAUCAACGUCCUCCACAGCAGACAUCUAUUUCUGCCAAAUCUUCGGAUCUCAUUCCCGUUAUAGAAAGUCUUAAUGAGUACACCUCUACCAUUACUGAAAUCGCCCAUAACCAUCGUAUUUCACAGCAAACAUUUCCUACUGAUAAAUCAUCGGACUUUCCUCACUCUGACGAAGAAAAUAUAAAUGAAUAUAUUUCAUUUCCUGAUCCUCACCUUUCCGCUCCAGAGCAAUCAUCCGUUCCUCAGAUGCUAUCGGAACUUCCUCCUAUUUUGGAAGAAAAUCUUAACGAAUCUACCUCAAUUAUUGAUGAAUUUAGCGUUUUGCAACCAAGUAUUAAUACAGAAAUUAGCAGUCUUAACACCAAUUCGGCAGAAUCGCAGUUACUGGCAGACCGUUUUGGUUGUCCAGUAUGUAGUGUCGUAGAAAAUGACAAUUUUGAUGUAGAAAAUGAUUUUAAAGAACAUGAUACAAAACACCAACCUGAUCGAGGUGAUGUUUCUGAUCAGAAACAAAGUAUCAGAGAUCUAAUACAUGCUAAAUUAAAGCUGCGGGGUAACCUGCUUAAAAUUCUUAAAGGCGAAUUUCCAGAGAAGGCUGAAAACAACUCAGCAAAUGAAUAUUCUUCUGAAAUUAAGCAACAAAAUCAAGUACACUCUAUUACUGCUGCUGCAGAAAUUCCCAGGAUAAACUGCUUCAGCAAAGUCACCUAUAUUCCUCCAUUUUACAUGCAACCUUAUUUAUUAAUAAAAGAUUCUGGAACAUUAAAGAAGUUGUUCUCGACCGCAAAUGAAAGUGAUAUACAUCGACAAUCGACAACAAUUUCAUCAGAACGAAAAACGAAAGUAACUUCAUGUCGAAAUUUAAUGUCACCUACAGACAAGAAAAGUGAUACCUUUGACAAAGUUCCCUAUAAAGCUAACAACUUUGUCUCUAACAGAAGAGAUGAGGGCUUAAAUUUUGUGCGGCGUUCACGCCUAGGUCGGAAGUCAUCUCAGUUGUCUAAAGCAGCGGUCGCCAACAGGUGGUCCUUGAAAAUUUUUUGA